Echinops telfairi (small Madagascar hedgehog) is the source of this 1425-nucleotide messenger RNA. RefSeq names its product stromelysin-1. Gene Ontology annotation, molecular function: metalloendopeptidase activity; zinc ion binding. The transcript has 10 exons. Gene Ontology annotation, biological process: proteolysis; extracellular matrix organization; collagen catabolic process. The record is from RefSeq and is a predicted model, not a curated record. Bases 1 to 1425 code for a protein of 474 amino acids. Gene Ontology annotation, cellular component: extracellular matrix. NCBI's taxonomy places the organism in Eukaryota, Metazoa, Chordata, Mammalia, Afrosoricida, Tenrecidae.
AUGAAGAGUCUCCCAAUCCUGCUUCUGUGCGUGGCUGCUUGUUCAGCUUUUCCUCUGGAAGGACCAGCAAAGGAUGAGGACAUGGAUUUUGUUCAGCAAUACCUAGAAACCUACUACAACCUUGCAAAAGACGGAAGGCAGUUCGUGCGGAUACGAGACAGCAGUCCUGUUGUUAAAAAAGUUCAAGAGAUGCAGAGGUUCCUGGGGCUGAAGGUGACCGGGAGGCUGGACGCCGACACCAUGGAGGUGAUUCACAAGCCCAGAUGCGGAGUGCCUGACGUCGGGGACUUCACGACCUUUCCUGGCUCGCCCAAGUGGAAGAAAACUCACCUUACUUACAGGAUUGUGGACUAUACGCGGGAUCUGUCAAGAGAUGCCGUUGAUGCCGCCAUUGCGAAAGCCCUGAAAGUCUGGGAGGAAGCGUCUCCCCUGACCUUCUCCAGGGUGCAUGCGGGAGAGGCUGACAUCAUGAUCUCGUUUGCAGUUAGAGAGCAUGGGGAUUUUAUCCCUUUUGAUGGACCUGGGAAAGUUCUGGCUCACGCCUACCCUCCUGGACAAGGGAUUUACGGAGAUGCUCACUUUGAUGACGAUGAACAGUGGACAGAGGAUAAAACAGGAACCAACUUAUUCCUUGUUGCUGCUCAUGAACUUGGCCAUUCAUUGGGUCUGUUUCACUCGAACAACACUGAAGCUUUGAUGUUCCCAAUCUACAACGCACUCACAGACCUGGCCCGAUUCCGUCUUUCUCAAGAUGAUGUGAAUGGCAUUCAGUCCCUCUACGGGUCUCCUCCUGUCUCCCAUGAUGACUCUGAGAUGCCCAUGAAGCCCACCCCUCCAAAACCCGAAAAGCCAGUCAUGUGUGACCCUGCCCUGUCCUUUGAUGCUGUGAGCACUCUGCGUGGAGAAAUUCUGUUCUUUAAAGAUAGAUAUUUUUGGCGCAAAUCCCUCAGAACACUUGAACCUGGAUUUCAUUUGAUCUCUUCAUUUUGGCCAUCUCUUCCUUCAGAUGUCGAUGCUGCAUUUGAAGUUACCAAGAAGGAUACGGUUUUCAUUUUCAAAGGCACUCAAUUCUGGGCCAUCAGAGGAAAUGAGGUUCAAGCCGGUUAUCCCAGAAGUAUCCAUACUCUGGGCUUUCCUCCCACCAUAAGGAAAAUUGAUGCAGCCAUUUCUGAGAAGGAAAAGAUGAAAACAUACUUCUUUGUAGAGGACAAAUACUGGAGAUUUGACGAACGGACACACUCCAUGGAGCCAGGCUUUCCCAGGAAAAUUGUAGAUGACUUUCCAGGUGUUGAUCCAAAGGUUGAUGCUGUUUUUGAAGCAUUUGGGUUUUUCUAUUUUUUCAACGGAGCUUCACAGUUCGAGUUUGACCCCAAUGCACAGAAAGUUACACAUGUUCUGAAGAGUAACAGCUGGUUCAACUGUUAG